AUGAGAUCCCUGAAACACCUCAAACAUCACUCCAGGAUCAAUGUGGAGGAGGAGAGCAGCCGCUUGGUGCGGACCUACCCCAAGAUGACUGAGAGCCAAGUGGAUGUGGGCACGCAGACAGAGCCUGUGGUGGUGCUCUCGCUGGCUCAGGCAGCUGUUCUAGGUCUCAUCUCCCAAAAUGAAAUCUUUGGGGCCACCAUUGCACCUAAUGGCUUUUACACUGGCGAGCAGAGAGAGUGCCCUGCUCCACCACCUGAAACAAUGGAGUAUGAGUACGCUGACCAGCUGAUAGGGGCCAACGGGGACUACAUAGCUGAGCCUGCUGGGGAGCCAGAGCCUCAGCCCCAUUGCAGUGAAAGAAGACGACCUGGGCCCCGAGGGAGGACUAAAAGGCCCCGGCAUGAUGGAGAAUUAGAGGGUCACCGACAGAAGGCGCAAAGUCCACAGGCUAAGAUUAAAGGUGAAAGACUGGAGUCUAAUACGCCUCCUUCCUGCAUUCACAUGAAAAGCAGGCAUAGUCCUGGCAAGACAGAGGAUCCUGUCUCCCAACAAGGGCCUCUGAAAGAGGAGCAGUCCUGCGGAAAUUGUGCCUCAUGUGUGAGAGAUACACCCAGGCCACAAACAGAUGGACAGUCAGAACAGGAACAGGAAGAAAGCACUGGUAGAGACAAGGAGAAAAAAGAAGAAGAGCUGGUGGUGGCAGAAGAAGAAGAGGAGGAAGCACUAAACCUUAAGACGAGUGGAGAGACUGGCAGUCCUCUCUCGAGCCGCUAUUACGAGUCCAAUGAGGUGGCAUAUGAGUCUGCUGAUAUGUCCCUGCCAGGAGAGUACGAGGAAAAUGGCCAGGCUAUGCUGUGGUCAGACCCAGAAGGUCUCGCCAGGCGAAUGCAGAUUGACCGGCUGGACAUCAACGUGCAGAUUGAUGAGUCGUACUGCGUAGAUGUGGGAGAGGGUCUGAAACGCUGGAAGUGCCGCAUGUGUGAGAAAUCAUACACAUCCAAAUACAACCUUGUUACUCAUAUCCUCGGCCACAAUGGAAUUAAGCCCCAUGAAUGUCUACACUGUGGGAAGCUCUUCAAGCAGCCGAGCCACCUUCAGACUCACCUGCUCACCCACCAGGGAACCCGACCUCACAAGUGCACCGUUUGUGAGAAGGCCUUCACGCAGACCAGCCACCUGAAGAGGCACAUGCUGCAGCAUUCGGACGUCAAGCCCUACAGCUGUCGCUUCUGCGGCCGCGGGUUCGCCUACCCCAGUGAGCUGCGGACGCACGAGAACAAACACGAGAACGGCCAGUGCCAUGUCUGCACCCAGUGCGGUCUGGAGUUCCCGACCUACGCCCACCUGAAGCGCCACCUGACCAGCCAUCAGGGCCCCACCACAUACCAGUGCACGGAAUGCCACAAGUCCUUCGCUUACCGCAGCCAGCUGCAGAACCACCUGAUGAAGCACCAGAACGUGCGGCCCUACGUUUGCCCAGAGUGCGGCAUGGAGUUUGUGCAGAUCCACCACCUACGACAACACGCUCUCACUCACAAGGGAAUGAAAGAAUUCAAGUGUGACGUCUGUGCCAGGGAGUUCACCCUGUCGGCCAACCUGAAGAGGCACAUGCUGAUCCACGCCAGCGUGAGGCCCUUCCAAUGCCACGUCUGCUUCAAGACCUUUGUGCAGAAACAGACUCUUAAAACACACAUGAUCGUCCACCUGCCGGUCAAGCCUUUCAAAUGCAAGGUAUGCGGAAAGUCGUUCAACAGAAUGUACAACCUCCUCGGCCACAUGCACCUCCACGCCGGCAGCAAGCCCUUCAAGUGCCCUUACUGCUCCAGCAAGUUCAACCUGAAGGGCAACCUCAGCCGACACAUGAAGGUCAAACACGGGAUCAUGGACACCUCAAUAGAUGGACAUGAGCCCCCUCAAGACACAGAAGGCCAGGAGGACUACGAGGAGGAGAGCUUUGAAUUCAGCGAACGGGAAAACCGGGCAAACAACAACAACACACCAGACAUUGCUAAACUAUCUCAAAUUGAGUAUUACAGCACCUAUGGGAAGGGCGCAGGGCGUUUCAGCACUGCAUGAAUUAUUAAAAUGACCCCGAAUUUAAUAUAAGUGUGAACUAAUGAAAAUGGGAUUGUUCUUUUAUUUUUGGCUAGUUUUUUUUCCUGCUGUUAAAAGCAUAGUGCUUUUGUUGUUCUUCAAGGGCAUGAAGACGCCCAGCAAACCGCACAUUCAUAUGCACUGGAAUAUUCGUACUGCUACAAAAUUUGUAAACGUACACUUUUUAGCGUAAUUUACAUAGUUUUCAUCUCUAAACCACUGCAAAUCUACUGAAUACAUAUAUUAUAUUUGAGAAAAGUGCACAGUCGAAAAUACUUAAGACAUACGUUAAAAUAAAUCUUUAUAGAUACAUAUAUGUUGUCAGUGCUUUGUUGCUUAAAAACAGGAUCAUCAUCUGAGCCUUAUUUGGAAAAGCACAUUUUUUUCAACAAGCAUCAAAAGCCAAUGUUGAUAUUUGUGAACUUACUCAUUCAGACGACCUUUCAGUUUACUGGGGUUAACUCAUGUGAAGGGUUAAAGAAGGGAAUAAGUGUAACUCCUCUUCUCACUUGCCAAAGCUUUUCAAGUUGCAGAGGUCAAUAAUUCAGUUUGAUUUAUACUGUGAUGAAUUAAUUGAGGUCUGUAAAAUGACUUAAAUUCCAUUGGAUUUUCAGUCCGUGUUUUAGUGUAUAUUAUUGUACAGGAUGUAUCAGUCGUCUUGUUGAUGGCUGGUGCUAUAAUCAGUGCGUUGCACUGAGGACCGCUGUGUCUACAUUUUAGGUUUCUGCAUUAACACACAUCACCCUCUAUUGAUCUCUAGUCUAUGAAUGUAAAUGUUUCUGUGGAAUGUUUUAAGAUACUAAUGGAAAGAAAAAUCAAAAUACCCCUUUUGCUUUUUUAAUGGUCGUAGCCCUUUACCAAAGAAUUGGAUCAAUCUUGCAGCAGCAGGAACCGUCGGUGUCAUAGUUGACGGUCGUUUAGAGCUGGGACGUUGGAUUUCUUUGGGUUCAGUCGAAGACCUCGUGAAAUUACAUUCAGGUUUCCCUCCCAUCUGUAGAUCUCUUCAAAAGAUUACCACGAAGAUCGGACUAUGGUUCAGACCUCAUCCAGGCCUUUACGAGACAAGACUGCAGCAUUUUUCAAAAGCAAUGCAAACCCUGCAUUCACAUCUCAGCCCUUUUUUUUUUUUUUUUUUUUUUAAAUGGCUGAAUCUCAACAAGAAUUGUCCCAAAAAAACUCGGAGAGAAAUAUUAAGUGCCCCAGUGUGUCUGUGAGAGCGUGCCAUCCAUCAUGCUGUACUCUGGUCUCAAGUGAUGAACGACAACCUCCCAACAUGUGACAGGGCCAUGGACCUCAUGGAAAAUGAUUUGAGAAAUGCUCAAUCUAUUCAGUUUCCCCAGUGCUUAGCUUUUCAAAUACGUAACCUGAAAGAAGGUAUCCAUUCGCAAUGUCGAUAUAGCGCAUUUAAAAAUAAAAAUGCUACUUUCUGUGCAUUUUUUCCACUUCUGUGUUCACUCCAUCACUGUUUUAGUGAUGCUACAAAGGGAAACAUGCUUAAAUGGCUUUCUGUAUUAGACAUUAGUGUGGAGAUGAUGUGGAUAGAAAUGUAUGUACAAUGUUGUGUACCAGACAAUACUGUAAAAAAUAAAUUUAUUUACCUUUAAAAAA
Messenger RNA from Platichthys flesus (European flounder), 3702 nucleotides. It is a transcript of the gene znf710a, whose product is annotated as zinc finger protein 710a. The record is from RefSeq and is a predicted model, not a curated record. Lineage: Eukaryota; Metazoa; Chordata; Actinopteri; Pleuronectiformes; Pleuronectidae. The transcript is spliced from 5 exons. Bases 1 to 2076 code for a protein of 691 amino acids.